Molecule: messenger RNA, 837 nt
Organism: Exophiala bonariae
Lineage: Eukaryota; Fungi; Ascomycota; Eurotiomycetes; Chaetothyriales; Herpotrichiellaceae
Exons: 2
Coding region: 1-837 (278 amino acids)
Molecular function (GO): oxidoreductase activity
Source: RefSeq, a predicted model, not a curated record
AUGCCUGGAUUGCUUCUUACUCCAGACACAGAGUUCAAGACUCUUAAAUUCAAGAAGUUGCAUCCCACAUUCGCAGCUGAAGUCGAUGGGGUGGACUUCUCAGCACCGAUUCCUGACGAUGUGUUUAAAGAGAUUCUUGCUGCAUCAGCCAAGUUCGGUGUGGUUGUAUUUCGUAAGACAGGCCUCGAUGACCUGGGACAUGUCGAGUUCUCACGUCGCUUCGGUGACCUCGAUGAUAUUCGGCCAUAUAUGGUGAACGGGCGAAAGCCACGAUAUGAGUAUUACGAGCUCUUUGAUGCAGGCAACAUCGACUCCGAAACGAACACGGUCUUGAUGCCAGAUAGCGCCAGGGCACAGUAUAACAAGGGCAAUGCUCUGUUCCAUGUUGAUUCGUCUUUCAAUCCUCGACGGGCAUCAUAUUCGAUCCUCAAGGCUCACGAGCUGCCACCGCCGAACACUGGGGGCAACACAGGGUUUGCUGACAGCAGAACUGCCUUCGAUGAGCUCGACCCUGAAUUGAAGGCAAAGCUUCUUGAACAUGACUAUGUUGGGGCACAUUCGCUGUAUUCGUCACGAAAGAAGGCGGCACCCGAAUUUUUCAAGGACGUUGAUGUAACAAAAUACCCGAUGCACAGACAUCGCAUUGUGCAAAGACAUGAACCUUCGGGAAGAAUGAAUCUCUAUAUUGCCGCGCAUCUGGAUCAUGUGGUAGAUCUGCCAUCAACAGAGUCUCAAGAGCUUAUGGAGAAGCUCAUGGAUCAUGUUACUCAAGAGAAGUACACUUUGAGCAUUCCCUGGAACGAUCCUGGCGACUUGGUGAUCUGGGACAACACGUAG